This is a messenger RNA of Rotaria sp. Silwood1, 516 nucleotides long. Lineage: Eukaryota; Metazoa; Rotifera; Eurotatoria; Philodinida; Philodinidae. The record is from the annotation of a GenBank genome assembly.
AUGUCUGAAAAUCGUAGUCGUUCAUCACCAAGCAAUAUAACUAAUAAAACAUUUGAUGAUAUAACUCCAGAAGAAUUAGCUGAAUUACGAGAAGCUUUUCGUGUAUUUGAUCAAAAUGGUGAUGGAAGUAUAACACUUUCAGAAUUACGUAUUGUUCUUGAUCAAAUGGGUUUAGAUCCAACUGAAGAAGAACUUCAGGAUAUGAUUCGUGAAGUUGAUGAAGAUCAAAGUGGUACUAUUUCAUUUGCAGAAUUUGUUGAUAUGGUUAAAAAAGCAGUUGAUACAAACAAAAGUUCACGUGAAGAAUUAUUUCGAGCUUUUCAAGUAUUCGAUCUUGAUCAAAAUGGAUUUAUAACAAUGGAAGAACUUCGUACAGUUCUUCAAGCAACUGGUGAUCGUCCAACAGAUGAAGAUGCUCUCGAAAUGAUUGCUGAAGCAGAUAUUGAUGGCGAUGGACGAAUUAAUUACGAUGAAUUUGUACUAAUCAUGACCAAUAAUACAUCACCGAGAAAAUAA